Periophthalmus magnuspinnatus is the source of this 678-nucleotide messenger RNA. RefSeq names its product transmembrane protein 128 (gene tmem128). The coding region runs from base 76 to 585 and encodes 169 amino acids. The record is from RefSeq and is a predicted model, not a curated record. The transcript is spliced from 4 exons. Lineage: Eukaryota; Metazoa; Chordata; Actinopteri; Gobiiformes; Gobiidae.
CUUUGGUUCUGUGCUGUGUUUUGGUGAGGGUUUUUUUUAUAGGUUUGGGUUUUUUUUUCUUUAUCAUUUGUGAAAAUGGCUUCGGCAUUAAACGAUGGGGACCUGGUGACGCUGCGGAACCGUUUUAAGAAAGGCGCGGAGUUUUUGCUUCAGACCUCCGAGCCGGAGGAGCGAGAAGAGCGGGACAAGGGUCCUGAGCAGAGGGAUAUGAAACCCCUCCCACGUAUAAACCGUCACUCUGUUUUCUGGAUUGCGGCAGCAGUUGCAGUCACAUACUACGUCGAUUUCUUCAGUCUUCUCCUGCACAGCGACAACAUCAACAGAUGGUGGUUAAACGUGGGCCUGCUCCUCCUCUCCCUCUGCCUCUCCUUGGCUCUCUUCUGUAUUGUUUACCUUGAAUGGUUUAAAGGGAUCUCUCAUUAUGAUCAGGAGUACCCCGCUGUCCCCGCCAUCACGACCGCUGCCUUCAUCGCUGCCUCCUGCAGCCUAAACUUGGCUCUGUGGCCACUCUGGUCCUUCCUCACGCCGCUCCUCCUCUUCACUCAGUUCAUGGGUGCCGUGAUGUUUGUCUCGCUGCUUGGAUAGACACCAUUUUACUGUCUUUGACGUCACUCACUCCCCAAUAACACAUAUUUAUGAUGUGAUGUUUAAGUGCUUUUUAUAACAUGUCUAAAUAAA